Molecule: messenger RNA, 1644 nt
Organism: Gossypium raimondii (Peruvian cotton)
Lineage: Eukaryota; Viridiplantae; Streptophyta; Magnoliopsida; Malvales; Malvaceae
Product: protein ROOT INITIATION DEFECTIVE 3
Exons: 8
Coding region: 154-1488 (444 amino acids)
Biological process (GO): DNA-templated DNA replication; rRNA processing
Cellular component (GO): nuclear pre-replicative complex
Molecular function (GO): protein binding
Source: RefSeq, a predicted model, not a curated record
GUUCUGAACAUUCUCGCUGUCGCAGUGUCAAGCCUCUCCUUCUCCCCUGUACCUAAAACCCUAAAAGACAAAACAAAACCCUAUUAUCAUUGAUCGUUGUAAUGAACCAAAACCCUAAAUUGUAAGAACCAAGCGAAGCUUGUCCCAAUAACAAUGAGUGUAGUGAUAGCAUCAUCUUCAAUCGACGGCGGCAUCGGUUGCUGGGACCUACAGACAGGGGCAGAGCAACUCCGUUACAAAACUUGCGCCUCCCCUCCACACGGCCUCACCACCGUCGGUUGCCGUUUCCUCGCCUGCUCUCAACUUCGUGACCCCUCCGCCACCUCCGGUCACCUCCUUUAUUGGUCUUGGUCCAAGCCUCAAGCCCAAGUUAAAAGCUUUCCCGUUGAACCCAUUAAACCGCUUAUUGCUAAUAGCGAUGGUACUUACAUAGUUGGUGGAGGUUCAUCAGGUGAUAUUUACAUUUGGGAGGUUGCUACGGGUAGGUUAUUGAAGAAAUGGCAUGCUCAUUAUAGAGCAAUUACAUGUUUAGUUUUCUCUGAAGAUGAUUCACUUCUCAUUUCCGGGUCCGAAGAUGGAUGCGUUCGAGUUUGGUCGCUUUUCAUGAUAUUCGAUGAUGUUAGACGGCAGCAGGUUAGUCAUCUUUAUGAGUAUAGUUUUACGGAACAUACUCUGCGUGUAACAGAUAUUGUUAUUGGUUAUGGCGGAGGGAAUGCGAUCAUCGUGUCGGCUUCCGAGGACCGAACUUGUAAGGUAUGGAGCUUAUCCAAGGGAAGAUUAUUACGAAACGUUGUGUUUCCUUCCAUCAUUGAUGCAAUUGCAAUAGACCCUGGUGAACAUGUCUUCUAUGCCGGCAGCCGAGAUGGUAAAAUUUAUAUCACUGCUCUUAAUGCCGAAAGUUCCCCUAGCGACAACUAUGGAUUGCACAUCAUCGGUUCACUAACUGAUCAAAGUAAGCCAGUUACAUGCUUGGCAUAUAGUGCUGAAGGAAAUUUGCUAUUAUCUGGAUCAGAGGAUGGCAUGAUUCGAGUUUGGGAUGUGAAAACGCAAAACAUUACUCGCAUGUUCCGACAUUCCAAAGGCCCUGUGAACAAUAUCGUCAUUGUUAGACUCCCAUACCCCCUUGGUCGGGCAGAAUCAAAAUCACAACCUUCCUCAAGAAAGCAUGAACUUUCACUCCCACCUCCGCUAGAAAAAUACGCAAAUUCAAGCGAUGAAGACAUGGACAACAAGGCUAUUGUUAUGCUCCCAGAUACUAUCGACCUCCCUUCAUACCUCAGUUCUCAGCUAAUCAAUGAUCACAUUAAACAACUUCAGCAACAAGGGUCUUCGGCUGUGGCCGAAAUGGAAGCGAAGAGACUGAAGGCUGAUUGUCAAAGAUCAAAGGAGAUGUUUCAACAACUGAGAAAAGUUUAUGAUAACUUACAGGAAUUUUGUGUCAAUGAGCUCUUAGAUGAACAAACAAUGGAAGGAUCCAAAGGGAAUUAACUCAGAUACCCCUCAAACCCUUUUCUUUUUACACUUUUUUUCUUCAAAAUUUCAUUGUUGAAUUUGUUUCCAAUUAUAAACAAGAAUCCCAUAGCAAAUUUUUGUACCUUAAUUGUGAAGCAUAUUCUAGAAAGAUUAUAUGGAUUUAUGACAGCA